Ectocarpus siliculosus is the source of this 2390-nucleotide messenger RNA. The record is from the annotation of a GenBank genome assembly. Lineage: Eukaryota; Phaeophyceae; Ectocarpales; Ectocarpaceae.
AUGGCUGCAGGGGUGCAGGGGAAGAAGGACGCAAAAGACAAAAACAACGAGCUGAAGGUCGUUGUUCGCGGCAGAGCGAGAGCGGAAGGCGAGGACGUGACGCUCGCAGCGGCGGGAGCGGGGCGGGGAGGCCGAGUUUGCUCCGUCUGCGCCCGUGCCUCUGCAGACUACUCUUGCCCGAGGUGUCUCGUUGGAUACUGCUCUUCCAAGUGCUACAAGGUGCACGGGUCGGGCUGCACGGAGGCGUUCUUUCGCGGGCACGUCGAGCGUGAGACUCGGCUCAGAGAGGGCGACGAAGUCGAGCGGGGUAGCGGCGUCAAGGGCCCCAAGGCCGGACGGCGGGCGAGCAUGGUGGAGGUUUUGAGACGCAUCCGGCUUACGGACCGGGGUGGCGACGGCAACGGUGGUGACGACCCUCACGCCGAGGAGGGGGAGGUCGCGCCUUCCUCUUCGAACCGUCGCGGUGUGGUAGCGGGCGGGGGAGGGGAGCUGCCCAGGAGGGGCAGCCGGAGGGCGCAGCCGGAGGCGAGGGCGGGGGGGGGUUCAGGAAAGGCGAGGCCGGGCGGUUUUGAAGACAGUCGGGUGAAGGAACGCGAACAGCAGCAGCAGCAGCAGCGGCGGCGUCUAGUCGACAGCGGCGACGAUGGCGGGAUGCUAGACCUGCUGACGGAGGAGGAGAAGGGGAGGUUCUUCAGGGAGGUGGCCAGCGGGCGGCUGGGGAAGCUGAUCGUCCCGUGGGUGCCCUGGUGGACUCAGGCGGCCGGGGUGCAGGAGGUGGCCCCGAUCACCGCCGGCGGACGCACGAGCCACUCGCUGCCGCCGCCCGUCGUAGACCCCUGCCGCCACCACAAACACCACGCGGUGUGCUCGUCCUUCGCGACCCCGCCAUCGGGGGCUCCGGGGUCUUCCCCUCCGACGCGACCUUCUACCCCGGAGCAGUCGGCGUCGUCGUCCGGUUCAGAGUUCCCCGCAAGCCGCAGCGGUACGGCGGCGGCGACAGCAACCGGCCAGGAGGAGGAGGAGCAGGAGGGCUCGUCGUCGUCGUGCACGCGGCACUCGUUCGCGGCGCUGCUGAGCCAGGCCUUCCAGGCCCCCGGGUUCACCACGAUCAACGCGAGGGAGCCGUCUCCGACCCUUCCGGCCCUGGCCACCGACCUCGCCUACGCCUACGUGCUCACCUCGAGGUUGUACAACGGCUGCUGGUGCUCGGACCCCGUGGGAGCGUCGCUCGCCCUCGUCGGGGCGUCCCCGGUCCUGAAGGACGGGGCGACGCCUUCAACUGCGGGGGAGGCUCUCGCGGCGUGCGUCGAGCGAGCUGUGGAAGGAGAACGGUGUGGGUUCAGGGGCUACGCGGAAUCGCUCCAACAGGACGUGCUCCAGGUGUGCAGUGACCCCCGCAAGCUCAUCUGCGCGUUCCAAGACGCGUGGGUGAUGCUCGAGGCCGCCGGUCGCACGCUCGCCCCUUCCAUGGCCAAGUCCUUCCUGCCCGCCGCCGGCCGGAAGGCGCAGCGCAAGGCGGCGCGGGAGCUGGGCAAGGUGGAGAAGCGCAUCGGGUACUUCUUGCUGUGGGCACGCACCCACGGGGAGGAAGUCUCGCCGCAGAUGAUGAGGGACGUGGAAGCCGCCGUUGCUCCGGCCGCUGAGCAGCAACGAGGGAUCAGGAUGGCUGCGUGAAGGGCAGCGUGGGGGAGUUGGUGUCCGUGUUGAGAGCAGCUGUUUUGAGGCUGCUGCUGCUGCAGCGCGAAUAGAACGAGAGCACCGGUAGAACAAAAAAGAGGUAUUUUAAAAAGAAGAGAGGAGCCUUGAUGACGGCGUGGGGCAGCGGGAAUUUUGAAGCCGCGCCACCCCCAUGUUGGUGGAAGGUAUUUUUUUCUAUUCACGCGUCUACGAGAACGGCGGUGGGUCGUUAAGUUUGUAUAUUUUCUGCGACAAGCUUUGUUAAGGAGGCUUCCCGGGUGGCAGGAGGUGAGAAGGCGAAUUGCAGAGACACCGGUAAGAGGAGUGUCGUUGUGUCCGUGGCGGCGCUCAAGGAGUUGCGUAUCAUUGUUGGAUGUUUUCAUUGGGCAGGAAAAUAUCUCAUUUCUUCCAAAGCCCAGACAUUCCGUUGUUGUUGUUUUUUCAGGGAGAACAAGAGCCGGACUGGCGUGUGCCGGCUGUGCCAGAAGCUAGCCUCGAUGUUUGUGCUGUCUCCAUUUUAACAAUAUGCCGUACGACAGGCAGGACGUUUCAGCUUUUUUUUUAGCCAACCCGUUGUGUCCCCUCCGGGUCCUGAAUUGGUGCUUGGAAGAUGCCGGUGGUGAUUGCUGCCUUGGAAGAGUGAUAGUGAUGGAUGCACACAUUUUGCAUGCUUUCGUGAGCUUUUGGUUUGGGAAGCGACAUCGACAGGUCUU